This is a messenger RNA of Hyaloscypha bicolor E, 1165 nucleotides long. RefSeq lists its product as uncharacterized. Gene Ontology annotation, cellular component: ESCRT III complex; multivesicular body. Lineage: Eukaryota; Fungi; Ascomycota; Leotiomycetes; Helotiales; Hyaloscyphaceae. Bases 296 to 982 code for a protein of 228 amino acids. The transcript has 2 exons. Gene Ontology annotation, biological process: protein transport; late endosome to vacuole transport; endosome transport via multivesicular body sorting pathway. The record is from RefSeq and is a predicted model, not a curated record.
GCAAUCGCGAGUGGCACCCUUUGUACUUUUUGCUUUCGAAGUAGAAUUUUGGACUUGGACCCCUAGAGGCGCGGUGAUUACAAAGUCAAAUAAUUGUCUUCGAGCCCCACGUUCUGCGGCUCUUUCUCUUGUACGAGUCGCCCAACGUCACUGGGCAGGGCAAAUACGAUAGUCGAUCCUGGAUCAGGCUUCCCGCGUGAAACCCCCUCAACCACAACUCCUGCCUAAGACCAAACAACACCAUUCUGCAGAUUCUGUUUGGCACCGGAUUCUUGCAACUUUACGCUUCUUCAACAUGGAGGCCAUCAGAGGGGUCUUCUUCCGACCGGACCCUCAAGCACAGGUCAGGAAAUGCAAUCAGCUCAUACGCCAGAAUACCCGCAAGCUUGACCGGGACAUUGCGAACAUGAAAAUCGCGGAGAACAAAGCCAAAACCUUCAUAGUCCAAGCAAACCGACGAGCGCAACGAAACCCCUCCCAGGCUAAGCAGGCUGAGAAGGAUAUCCGGGUCUUUGCCAGAGAGCUUGUACGGUCACGAAAACAGACUCAGAGACUUGUCACAUCCAAGGCGCAGCUGAACAGCGUUGCUAUGCAGGUUACGGAGGCAUUUGCAGUGCGCAAGAUUGAGGGAAGCAUUCGGUCGAGCGUGGGAAUCAUGAAAGACGUCAAUAGCCUCGUACGGCUGCCAGAAUUGACGGGCACCAUGCGAGAAUUGAGUCAAGAAUUAGUCAAAGCAGGCAUAAUUGAGGAAAUGGUUGGGGACAGCCUUCCAGAUGAAUUAGAGGAAGAGGACGACGAGGUAGAGACUGAGGUCGACAAGGUGCUUGGGGAGAUUCUACAAGAUAAGAUGUCCAAGGUUGGGGCUACUCCUACGACUCCUAAACCGGUACAACAAGAACCCGUCGCAGAAGACGAAGACGAAGAGGAUGCGGAGGCUAUGUUAGAUCAGAUGCGUGGCCGCUUGGAGGCUCUGAAGAGCUAGAGCAGAGCCAGAGGUUAAUAACGGCUUUCUGUUUUUGUAUGCCUGGAGUUUGGUUGGGCUGGACGUCAUUAAGGCACAAUUUCGAGCUUUGAGAGAAUUGAUUUGGCUCCAUGGAGCAUAUCAGAAACAAACCACGGUUGGAAACCUGAUGGCCUUACUCUUACCACGGGAAUCAGAUCGCUC